This is a messenger RNA of Contarinia nasturtii (swede midge), 6939 nucleotides long. It is a transcript of the gene rudimentary, whose product is annotated as CAD protein. The transcript is spliced from 11 exons. Lineage: Eukaryota; Metazoa; Arthropoda; Insecta; Diptera; Cecidomyiidae. Gene Ontology annotation, biological process: L-citrulline biosynthetic process; L-glutamine metabolic process; UTP biosynthetic process. Gene Ontology annotation, molecular function: metal ion binding; amino acid binding; aspartate carbamoyltransferase activity. The record is from RefSeq and is a predicted model, not a curated record. Gene Ontology annotation, cellular component: cytoplasm; cytosol. The coding region runs from base 189 to 6857 and encodes 2222 amino acids.
CUGACCUGAUAAAUACGUUUGUUCAAGGAACGACUGAAAACCACGUGGUCCACAGGAAACAAAGAAAUUUUCAAUUAAUUAUUUCUAUUUUCAAAGUUUAAUUGUGAAAACAACGAACAAUAAACAAUAACAAACAAUAUCAUUAUUUGUUUGAAGCAAUAAGAGUAAAAAAAAAUAUUUCAAGAGACAUGGAUGCCGAAUUAGUGUUCGAAGAUUUCCCUUCGGUGAAGGGAAAGAGUUUUGGUGCUCCAAUUGAUGUGGAUGGCGAGGUUGUUUUUCAAACCGGAAUGGUGGGUUAUCCUGAAUCGAUGACCGAUCCAUCGUACCAUGGUCAAAUUUUGGUGCUAACCUAUCCGAUGAUUGGAAAUUAUGGCAUUCCAGGCGAUGAAAAAGAUGAAUAUAAUUUGCCAAAAUUCUUUGAAUCGUUGAAUAAAAUUUGGGUUGCUGGUCUUGUUGUUGAUGAAUUGUGUGAUCAGCCGUCACAUUGGCGUGCCAAACAAUCGUUGUCCGAUUGGAUGAAGAAGCAUAAUAUUCCGGGAAUUAGCGGCGUUGAUACGCGCGCAUUGACAAAAAAGAUUCGUGAAAAGGGCACCAUUAUGGGUCGAAUCGUUCAAAAUGGAUCAUCGCGUAAAAAUGCUCAAUUCAUCGAUCAAAGUAAACGUAAUUUUGUGGAUGAGGUGUCUGUGAAAGCUGUCAAAACGUAUAAUCCAAGUGGCAGUCCACGUAUUUGUGCUGUUGAUUGUGGUUUAAAAUUGAAUCAAAUCCGUUGUUUCCUGAAACGAGGUGCACGUGUCGACGUCGUACCUUGGAAUCACAAACUGGACGCGAAAGAAUAUGAUGGCCUUUUCUUGAGUAACGGUCCAGGUGAUCCAGUUGUGUGUGAAAAGACUGUUGCCAACAUUCGAAAUGUGAUUGAGUCGGGUGUGAAUAAGCCAAUUUUCGGUAUUUGUUUGGGUCAUCAAUUGCUUUCGACAGCCAUCGGAUGCAAAACCUAUAAAAUGCUCUAUGGUAAUCGUGGUCAUAAUUUGCCUUGCGUUCACAAAGGAACCGGCAAUUGCUACAUGACAUCACAGAAUCAUGGUUAUGCGGUUGAUUCAAAAACAAUUCCAGAACAAUGGGAACUUUUAUUUGAGAACAGUAACGAUGGUAGCAAUGAAGGUAUCGUGCACACCACGAAACCAUACUUUUCUGUUCAGUUCCAUCCAGAACAUACAGCUGGUCCGGAUGAUCUUGAAUGUUUGUUUGAUGUAUUUUUGGAUGCGGUGAAAAACAAUAGCAACACCGCUUUUAAUGUGAAACAACGUAUUAUCGAUGAGUUGGAGUAUAAACCGGGAAAAAAUGUUGAAAUUACGAGGCCACGUAAAGUGCUCAUUUUGGGAUCGGGUGGUCUUUCAAUUGGUCAGGCCGGUGAAUUCGAUUAUUCUGGUUCACAAGCGAUUAAAGCAUUAAAAGAAGAGCACAUUCAAACGAUUUUAAUAAAUCCAAACAUUGCCACCGUCCAAACAUCUCGCGGAAUGGCCGAUAAAGUUUACUUUUUACCAAUCACCGCCGAAUACGUCGAGCAAGUGAUUAAAGUUGAACGACCACAAGGUGUCUUACUCACAUUUGGGGGACAAACAGCGUUGAAUUGCGGUGUUGAAUUGGUGCGAAAUGGUGUAUUUGAUAAAUAUGGUGUGAAAAUUCUGGGAACACCAAUCGAAUCAAUUAUCGAAACCGAAGAUCGUGAAAUAUUUGCGAAGCGCGUCAAUUCGAUUGGAGAAAAAGUGGCACCAUCGGCAUGCGUUUAUUCAGUUGAAGGUGCUUUGACAGUUGCUGAGAAUUUGGGAUAUCCUGUGAUGAUUCGGGCUGCAUUUGCUUUGGGCGGUUUGGGCAGCGGUUUUGCAAACAACAAAGAUGAACUUGUUAAAUUGGCCGAACAAGGUUUAGCACAUUCGAAACAAUUGAUUAUUGACAAAUCACUCAAAGGAUGGAAAGAAGUUGAAUAUGAAGUCGUUCGUGAUGCGUACAAUAAUUGCAUCACAGUGUGUAAUAUGGAAAACGUCGAUCCGCUCGGGAUUCAUACAGGUGAAUCGAUCGUUGUGGCUCCAUCACAAACGCUCAGCAAUCGUGAAUAUUAUAUGUUGCGUGCAACCGCUUUGAAAGUCAUUCGACACUUUGGCAUUGUCGGUGAAUGUAACAUUCAGUAUGCCCUCAGUCCCGAUUCAGAAGAAUUUUAUAUCAUUGAAGUGAAUGCACGUUUGUCACGAAGUUCGGCACUUGCCAGCAAAGCAACCGGAUACCCAUUGGCUUAUGUUGCUGCUAAGUUGGCACUGAAUAUUCCAUUGCCUGAAAUCAAAAACACCGUCACCGGAGUGACCACAGCUUGUUUUGAGCCCAGUUUGGAUUACUGUGUUGUGAAAGUGCCACGAUGGGAUUUGGCGAAAUUUAUGCGCGUCAGUAAAAAUAUUGGUAGCUCAAUGAAAAGUGUUGGAGAAGUAAUGGCAAUUGGUCGUAAAUUUGAAGAAGCAUUCCAAAAGGCAUUGCGAAUGGUUGAUGAAAAUGUAAAUGGUUUUGAUCCGUAUCUGAAAGAAGUGAAUGACACUGAAUUGAAACAACCGACCGACAAGCGAAUGUAUGUUUUAGCCGCAGCACUAAAAUCCGGCUAUUCCGUUGAGAAGCUAUACGAAUUAACCAAAAUCGAUCCAUGGUUUUUGAAUAAAUUCCAAAAUAUUAUCGAACAUACUACGAGCCUGGAGAAAUUAGGCAUUCUCUCCGAUGAGAUGUUGAUUCAAUCGAAAAAACUUGGAUUUUCCGACAAACAAAUUGGACAAUUUGUUGGCAGCACCGAAUUGGCUGUGAGAAAACAUCGAAAAGAAAUCGGUGCAUUGCCAUCAAUUAAGCAAAUCGAUACGGUGGCUGGUGAAUGGCCAGCAUCAACAAAUUACUUGUAUUUGACAUACAAUGGCAAUGAAAAUGACAUUGAAACGCCAAGCACCAAUUACACAAUGGUCAUUGGAUCGGGUGUGUAUCGAAUCGGAAGUUCAGUGGAAUUCGAUUGGUGUGCUGUCGGCUGUCUACGUGAACUCAAACAACUCGGACGCAAAACAAUUAUGGUGAAUUACAAUCCAGAGACCGUUUCCACGGAUUAUGACAUGUGUGAUCGUCUGUAUUUCGAGGAGAUUUCAUUCGAAGUUGUGAUGGAUAUUUACGAGUACGAAGAUCCUGAAGGUAUCAUUUUAUCGAUGGGCGGUCAGUUGCCAAACAAUAUUUGCAUGGAUUUGCAUCGACAACAAGCGCGAAUUUUGGGCACAUCACCUGAAAAUGUUGACGGCGCUGAGAAUCGAUUUAAAUUUUCACGCAUGUUGGAUCGAAAAGGCAUUUUGCAACCACGAUGGAAAGAAUUGACCGAUUUAAGUUCAGCUAUAGCUUUUAGCAAUGAAGUCGGCUAUCCGUGUUUGGUUCGACCAUCUUAUGUACUAUCUGGUGCUGCAAUGAAUGUGGCACACAACGAUCAAGAUUUGGAAGAGUAUUUAAAAUCAGCGUCCGAUGUAAGCAAAGAACAUCCGGUGGUCAUUUCAAAAUUCUUGACUGAAGCCAAAGAAAUUGAUGUUGAUGCUGUGGCUUGUGAUGGCGAAAUUUUAUGCAUGGCUGUUUCCGAGCAUGUGGAAAAUGCUGGCGUUCAUUCGGGUGAUGCUACUUUGGUGACACCGCCACAAGAUAUUAAUAGCGAAACACUCGAACGUAUCAAGAUUAUUGCACGUGACAUUGCUGCUUUGUUGGAUGUGUCUGGUCCAUUUAAUAUGCAACUCAUUGCCAAAAAUAAUGAACUCAAAGUCAUUGAAUGCAAUGUUCGUGUGUCACGUUCAUUCCCAUUCGUUUCAAAAGCGCUUGGUUUUGAUUUUGUAGCAUUGGCCACACGAGUUAUUAUCGGUCUUGAUGUUGAACCAGUCAAUGUGCUCAAAGGAUGCGGAAAGGUCGGUGUAAAAGUACCACAAUUCAGUUUCUCGCGUUUGGCUGGUGCUGAUGUCACGUUAGGCGUUGAAAUGGCAUCAACUGGAGAGGUUGCGUGUUUUGGCGAUAAUCGCUACGAGGCAUAUCUAAAAGCAAUGCUCUCAACCAGUUUCCAAAUACCAAAAGGCGCCAUUCUUCUAAGUAUUGGAAGUUUCAAGCACAAAUUGGAGCUGUUGCCAUCCAUUCGUGCUCUGUCAAAAAUGGGCUACAAAUUAUACGCAUCGAUGGGCACUGGAGAUUUCUAUGCGGAACAUGGAGUUGAUAUCGAAUCGGUUCAUUGGACAUUCGAAAAACUCGAACAAGCCAGCGAUACUGGUGAAUUACAAUAUUUGGCUGAAUUUUUAGCAGAGAAAAGCAUUGAUUUGGUAAUCAAUUUGCCGAUGCGAAAUGGUGGAGCUCGUCGUGUAUCAUCGUUUAUAACCCAUGGUUAUCGUACCCGAAGAUUAGCCGUCGACUUAACGAUACCAUUGGUUACCGAUGUAAAAUGUACCAAAUUAUUGGUUGAAGCCAUGCGAAUGAUCGGAGGAGCACCUGUGAUGAAAACCCAUACCGAUUGCAUGACAUCACGUAAUAUUAAAAAAUUGCCUGGCUUCAUUGAUGUGCACGUGCACUUGCGUGAUCCAGGUGCGACCCACAAAGAAGAUUUCUCAUCGGGAACGGCAGCUGCACUAGCCGGCGGUGUGACGAUGGUACUUGCGAUGCCAAAUACAAAUCCGACAAUUACGGACAAGGACGCAUUCGAAUUGGUAAAAGACAUUGCAAAAAUGAAGGCACGCUGUGAUUAUGGUAUUUAUGUGGGUGCAUCGAGUGAAAACUAUGAUGUGAUUCAUGAACUGGCUGGUGAAGCUGCUGCGCUUAAAAUGUACCUCAAUCAAACAUUUUCGACACUUCAAUUGAACGAUAUGCUUGUGUGGAAGAAACACUUGAAAAAUUGGCCAAAAGGUGCUCCACUUGUUGUGCACGCCGAACGACAAUCAACUGCUGCCGUUAUAUUUUUGGCAAGUGUUUUGGAUCGUGCCAUUCAUAUUGCGCAUGUUGCACGCAAAGAAGAAAUGGAAAUCAUUCGGUCGGCAAAGAAACGCGGAAUGAAAAUCACCUGUGAGGUGUGUCCGCACCAUUUGUUUUUGUCAACCGAUGACAUUCCACAAAUCGGUUCUGGUCGAUCCGAGGUGCGGCCCGUUUUGUGUUCGAAAGAAGAUCAAGAAGCCUUAUGGGAAAAUUUGGAAUACAUCGAUGUAUUCGCAACCGACCAUGCACCACAUACCAUUGAUGAAAAAGAUUCAACAAAACCACCACCAGGCUUUCCAGGUUUGGAGACCAUUUUGCCAUUGUUAUUGAAUGCCGUCAACGAAGGAAGACUUACACUUGACGAUGUCAUCAAUAAAUUCCAUCGUAAUCCGCGUAAGAUUUUCAAUCUACCAGAACAACCAAACACAUAUGUCGAAGUCGAUUUAGACGAAGAAUGGACCAUUCCCGAGAGACCAGCGCAUUCAAAAGCGCAUUGGACACCAUUCGCUGGUAUGCAAAUCAAAGGUUCAGUUCACCGUGUUAUUUUGCGCGGCGAAGUUGCAUUUGUCGACGGAGAGGUAUUGAUUGAACCGGGCUAUGGUGAAAAUGUUCGUGAAUGGAAUACCGUUUCGAAAACGGAUUACAAACACGUUUUGGAGAAGAUUGAAAAUCUGUCGGCCGGCAGUGAUUUGUUUGAAACAAGUCUUAAAGAUUCAAAGAGCUCGGAACUAAUGAACGACGUGCAAACAAAUGAUUUCUUUGCAAAAUUACUGGCCGAACCCGUUGCUAAGCCAAAUGUACAUUUUGCAUCUAGCGAUCGUAUUAUUCGACAACCAUCACCGUUGCCAAGAGUGCGUUUGGAUUCGGCCAGUAAUACAACAUUGAAAGAAUUAGUACAAACAACAACGGCUCAAAAUACAUCAAUUCAACAUGGAUUGUAUGGAAAGCACAUUCUCAGCGCAAAUAUGUUUACUAAAGAGCAAUUGAAUGACAUCUUUGAUUUGGCACAAAUUUUCAAAACUCGCGUCGCCAAAGAACGCAACACUUUUGACAUUUUACGGGGCAAAAUUAUGGCUUCGGUCUUUUAUGAAGUGAGCACACGAACAAAUUGCAGCUUUACCUCCGCUAUGCUUCGAUUAGGCGGACAAGUUAUCUACAUGAAUGAAUCGAGUUCGUCGGCUAAGAAGGGAGAAACUCUCACUGACAGUAUUACGGUUAUGGCUGGAUAUUCGGAUGUUGUUGUUUUGCGUCAUCCAGAUCGUGGUGCCGUUUUGCAAGCAAGUCAACAUAGCCGAAAACCAAUAAUCAACGCUGGUGAUGGCAUUGGAGAGCAUCCAACACAGGCUUUGUUGGAUAUCUUUACGAUUCGUCAAGAAAUCGGAACGGUGAACAAAUUAAUUAUAACAAUGGUUGGUGAUCUGAAGAAUGGUCGCACUGUGCACUCACUUGCCAAAUUAUUAACUCUGUAUGAUGUUCAAUUGAACUAUGUUAGUCCGCCCAGCUUAUCGAUGCCCGAACACAUUACAAACAGUCCAGAAAUGAAACGAGUCAAACAAAAGGUCUACAAUACACUCGCUGAAGCAUUGCCUGAGACGGAUGUUUUGUACAUGACUCGUAUACAGAAGGAACGUUUUGACACAGAAGAGGAAUAUAAUCGUGUCAGUGGUCAUUUUGUUGUCACUCCACAUCUCAUGACCAUGGCCAAGCGCCGUAUGAUUGUGAUGCAUCCAUUACCUCGAAUCGACGAAAUAUCGAAAGAGUUUGAUAACGAUCCCCGUGCAGCCUAUUUCCGUCAAGCCGAAAAUGGCAUGUACAUUCGAAUGGCACUUUUAGCCAUGGUUCUCGGCAAAUCAGAAUAACAAUAAAGUUGUAGCAUUCUAUUUUUUUUUAUCAAAACAUAAUUGUUUAUACAAAUGAAAUAAAACCGAAUUUAAAAAAGAG